This is a messenger RNA of Rhododendron vialii, 2740 nucleotides long. Its product is annotated as pentatricopeptide repeat-containing protein At2g03880, mitochondrial-like. Bases 282 to 2714 code for a protein of 810 amino acids. Gene Ontology annotation, biological process: RNA modification. NCBI's taxonomy places the organism in Eukaryota, Viridiplantae, Streptophyta, Magnoliopsida, Ericales, Ericaceae. The transcript has 2 exons. Gene Ontology annotation, molecular function: zinc ion binding; RNA binding; protein binding. The record is from RefSeq and is a predicted model, not a curated record.
GCAUACAUCCAAAAAUUUAGGGACCAAAUUUUUGCAUGUGUUAAGGUCUAAGGACCUGGAGUGUGAUAACCCUUUAUUUAUAUUUAUUACAGCAGCUAGCACUCACUUGAACUUCACGCCGUCAUACCUCAAACGAGUCAAACCCACUCCCUCCUCUCCUCUAGUCUCACUCUUCACGGUACUGUCUUCGUCGUCGCCUCUCUCUCUCUCUCCCAAUCACAGCAAUCAGACGCUUUCUUCAGUACUACCAAAGAACCCAAAUAGACCGAAAUCGGGUGGUUAUGUACAAACUCCUAAGAUUUCAAGAACUGAACCUUUUGCGUUUCUUGCACAGUAAGCAGUGCCAAUACUUCCACAGCAGCCACAAUUCACUCGGCAAUUCGCCUCGGAUUUACAAGUUGAAUAGGCAUCUCAAUGGUUUAUGGAAAUCGGGUCAAAUUGAUGAAGCCCGCCGAGUGUUCGACGGAAUGUUUGAUCGAGACGAGUUCACUUGGAACACAAUGGUAGCUGCUUACGCGCAUUCAGGAAGACUUGCCGAAGCUAAACAGCUCUUUGAUGAGGCUCCAAAGAAGUGUUCGAUCACUUGGUCAUCGCUCAUUUCUGGGUUCUGUCGAUACGGGUGCGAAUCGGAAGGUUUCCAUUUGUUUUGGCAAAUGCAGUACGAGGGACACGAGCUGAGCCAGUUUGCGUUGAGCAGUAUUCUCAGGGUGUGUUCUUCGAAGGCAUUGCUAUCAAGGGGGGAACAGCUUCAUGCUCUUGUUAUAAAGACACGUUUUGACUCGAAUGCGUUUGUUAAUACCGGUCUUGUGGAUAUGUACGCUAAGUGUGAUAGUAUUGUUGAAGCCGAAAUGAUUUUUGAUGAGAUGCCCGAAAGGAAAAGCCAUGUUUUGUGGACUGCUAUGAUUACAGGGUACUCGCACAACAAUGAUGGGAUUAGAGCAAUCAGGUGUUUCCGGGAUAUGCGUGCUGAAGGGGUGGAACCCAACCAGUAUACUUUUCCUAGUCUGCUGACAGCUUGUGCAACGGUUUCAGCACGUGGGUUCGGUGGGCAGGUGCAUGGUUGCAUAGUUCGGCUUGGUUUUGAGGCUAAUGUGUACGUUGGAAGCGCUUUGGUUGAUAUGUAUGCGAAAUGUGGAGACUUGUAUAAUGCUAGGAGAGCAUUAGAGAGUGUGGAAGGUAACGAUGUGGUUUCUUGGAACUCCAUGGUGGUUGGGUGCGUGAGGCAGGGGCUUGAAGAGGAAGCGUUGUUAUUGUUCAAGAAAAUGCAUGCAAAAGAUAUGGAUAUCGAUGAUUUCACGUACCCUUCUGUUCUGAAUUCUUGUGCUUCCAUGAAGGUUAUGGAAAGUGCAAAAUCAGUCCAUUGUUUGAUUGUCAAAACUGGGUAUGAGGCUUACAAGCUUGUAAGCAAUGCUCUUGUUGACGUGUAUGCAAAAGGGGGAGAAUUAGGUUCAGCUUUUCAAGUUUUCAACAGUAUGAUAUACAGAGAUGUAGUGUCAUGGACAUCUUUGAUCACUGGCUAUGCAUAUAACGGGUCCUACGAAGAAGCUCUCAAGUUGUUUUGUCAAUUAAGAAGCGAAGGUGUUGAUCCUGACCAAAUCGUCAUUGCCAGUGUCUUGAGUGCCUGCGCAGAAUUGACAGUUCUGGAAUUUGGGCAACAAGUUCACACGAAUUUUGUGAAAUUCGGCUUCAGGUCAACCUUAUCAGUGGAUAAUUCCCUUCUUACCAUGUAUGCAAAAUGUGGGUGCAUAAAAGAUGCUAAAAAAGUUUUUAACUUGAUGAAAAUCCGGGAUGUCAUUACAUGGACUGCUCUCAUCAUUGGGUAUGCUAAGAAUGGUAAGGGAAAGUACUCUCUCGCAUUAUAUGAUGAUAUGAUAGCCAGUGGUAUAAAACCCGACUUUAUUACGUUUAUUGGGUUACUUUUUGCGUGUAGCCAUGCAGGCUUUGUAGAACAGGGGCGGCAAUACUUUCAAUCCAUGGAAAAAGUCUAUGGGAUAAAGGCGGGUCCUGAUCAUUACGCGUGUAUGAUCGAUCUUCUAGGGCGCUCAGGGAAAAUGAAUGAAGCCAAGGAGUUACUCAAUCAAAUGAGUGUGGAACCUGAUUCUACUGUGUGGAAAGCAUUGCUUAGUGCAUGUAGAGUACAUAAAGAUAUAGAACUGGCUGAGAGGGCAGCGAAUGCCCUCUUUGAACUUGAACCCCAGAAUGCCAUGCCUUAUGUUAUGCUAUCAAACAUCUAUUCUGCAGCUGGUUUUUGGGAAAAUACUGCCAAAAUAAGAAGACUUAUGAAACUUAGAGGGAUCAGCAAGGAACCUGGGUGUAGUUGGAUGCAGAUGAAUAGCAAGGUGCAUAAAUUUAUGUCUGAAGAUAGAAGCCAUCCGAAAACAGACCAGAUUUAUUCCAAGAUUGAUGAGAUUAUGAUGUUGAUUAAGGAGGCUGGAUAUGUACCUGAUAUGAAUUUUGCACUGCAUGAUGUGGAUGAAGAGGGUAAGGAACUUGGUCUUGCUUAUCACUGCGAGAAGUUGGCUGUUGCUUUUGGGCUUCUCUUUGUGCCACAGGGGGCGCCUAUUCGGAUAUUUAAGAACCUUCGAGUCUGUGGUGAUUGUCAUGCUGCAAUGAAGUUUAUUUCAAGAGUUUUUCACCGGCAUAUUAUUUUAAGGGAUUCGAAUUGUUUUCACCAUUUUAGAGAAGGAACUUGUUCUUGUGGGGAUUACUGGUAGAUAAAAGUUUUUCUUCUGACUUGUUU